Messenger RNA from Xiphophorus maculatus (southern platyfish), 3583 nucleotides. Its product is annotated as trypsin-3-like. Gene Ontology annotation, biological process: proteolysis. The transcript is spliced from 5 exons. Bases 24 to 818 code for a protein of 264 amino acids. Gene Ontology annotation, molecular function: serine-type endopeptidase activity. Lineage: Eukaryota; Metazoa; Chordata; Actinopteri; Cyprinodontiformes; Poeciliidae. The record is from RefSeq and is a predicted model, not a curated record.
ACUGCUCUUUCUUUUGUGUCAUCAUGAACGUGGCAUCUUUAUUGCUCUGUAUAUUGCUGAAAGUCCUGGCUGUCCACUGUCAGGGCUUUGCACAGGAACGCAUAGUGGGAGGCUAUGCGCCGGUUCCUCAUUCCAUCAGGUACAUUGUAUCAUUACAGACGACGAACCGCCAGCACUUCUGCGGGGGCUUCCUGAUUAACAGAUUCUGGGUAGUCACAGCAGCACACUGUAACAUUGGGGUAAGCAAAAUGGUGGUAGUAGCAGGAGACUACUCUUUGUCCAUUUAUGAAGGCACAGAGCAGGAAGUGUUUCCCGACUUUUUGGUGACCCACCCUGAGUACAAUAGGACGACAAACAACAGUGACAUCAUGCUCAUUAAGCUAAGGGCACCCAUCAACCUGAACAACUACGUGUCCAUUGUUCUGCUGCCCAGGCAAGAUGCCUCCAUAGCGGAGGGCGAAAUGUGUCGAGUGUCGGGUUGGGGAUACACCAGCCCCACUGGGGGCCAGCUUCCAGCCACCCUUCGGACUGUCACACUUCCUAUUGUGUCUACAGAGAAAUGUAACAGCACUGAGUCGUUUAAUGGCCGCAUCACUGACAGAAUGCUUUGUGCCGGCUACAACAUUGGUGGUAAAGACGCCUGUCAGGGAGACUCAGGUGGCCCACUUGUCUGUAACGGGCGGGCCUAUGGAGUGGUGUCGUGGGGAAAAGGAUGUGCUGACGCUGAAUUUCCUGGAGUCUACACUGCCGUGUCCAAGUUCCGCCGCUGGAUAGACAACACCAUAUUUAGCUACUACAGCAGAUGUAAGAAGAAUUAGAGCUCAGUGUUAACUCAUUGGAGACAUAAAUUCACUGCUGCCUUCUUUGAUCUAAUUUUACAUGCACUAUAUCAGGUGAACACUGGGGGAUAUGUUCAGAGAUGGUUCCAUAUUCUAGGAAACGGUCAUGCUGGCCUUCGGGCUGAGAGCUAGUUUUCUUACACUAGACAGCCAUAAUAUUAUGAAAAAUGCAAGGUAAAAAAAAGUAAUCAUUUUAAUAAUGUUGGAACAAGAACAUUGAGAUUCAUUGAAACUUGCCAGCCCCAAUACAAAAGAAACUGGUUACACAAAACUUCUUGAGCUUCCUAAAAGCUACAAUUUAAGGUACCCAAAACACAUAAAAUGCUAAUCCUAAGUAAGUGCACUACUACACUAUACUAGUAGCAGUACUAGUAGUUCAAGUAUCUCAGUAUUAGAACCAUGGUUUUAGAAAUUCAACCUCAUAAUCUACAGAAUUUCUACUUGUUUAUCUUAAAUCAACACUAAGUAGGACCUGACUGAUUGUUAUGGCUGAUUAAUGUUAAAUAUAAACUCACCAGCCACUUUAUUCAGUACACUUGCUCAAUUGCCUAGGGAAUUAUCCAAUCAGAUGAAAGCAUCUCAAUGCAACAAGGUGCCUGGACGUGCUGAAGAUGACUUGCAGAAUUUUAAAGUGAGCAUCAGCAUAAGGAAGAAAGAGCAUAAAUGAGUAAUUUAGAACCUGGUCAUCUCCUUGGAUUUUUGCACAAAAAACAUGUCACCAUUUACACAGAAUAGUCAGAGAAUAUCUGAUAUCUGGAUUGUAAAUGCCAUGUUGAUGUCAAAGGAGAAUGAUAGAUUGGUUCGAGAUAAUAGAAUGGCAACUUUUGGUUUAAUUACGCUUUGUUAGCACCAAAGGAUUCAGAACUCUAUUUCUGAAUACACAACACAUGAAAACUUAGAAGAGAUCGGAUUCAGGAAACCAAAACCUCAGUGUCACCUUUGUUAGCAAGGAACAGGAAACUGUUGCUGUAAUUUGCAUAGGAAAAUGUCAGAUUGGAAAAUGUUGCCUAGUCUGUUGACACUGAAGUUUAGUAGCAACUUUUGAGACGGUCGGGUCAGAGUUCUGUUGCAUCCAUACCAAGAAGAGUAAAAGUGGUUAUGAUGGCAAAAGAGAAAGUUGUACCGUGUAAAGCAACAGCCAGUAAAUCUAAAGAUCUACCAAGUUCACAAGGCAAUGUUUGGGAAACCUCCAAGGACAUUUAGUUAAUUUUCAAUUCCCACCCUAAUUUAGCAUUCAAGGAACAAUCCUUGUUGUUUCAUAACCCAGAACAAAAACAUUAACCCCUAGAGGAUGUUCCCUGAAGUUUUCUGUAGGUUUUGCUUUGUGUAACCUUAGAAGAACCUUUAGAGAGCUUAGCUUUUAAUAGGGGAGUGUUUCCUGGUUACCUAGUAGUGUAAAAGGUAUUGUCAGCAAAAUACUUGACAAUACGCUCAAACAUGAAGCAUAAAUCUCAGAAGUUACUGUCUAAGCUUAGAUAUACUAAACUAAACUAAGAUAAACUAAUCUAAUCUAAUCUCAACCGAGCUAAGCUAAGCUAACUAAACAGACAAGUAACAAUUUUCAAGUUUUCCAUAUGUUGGACCAGUUUCUUUGACUUUAUAGCCAGUCAAGUUCUCUGUUAAUAAGAUCAGCACAAACAUCUUCAACCUCUAAACAUGUGAUAGCCACAAUUUCACAUCAGGUAAAAGGUGCCAUACUAUCAUUCACCAGCUUUAUGUGGACUGUUUGAAAGGCUAAAGACAAAGGUACAUUUACACGCGUCAAAUAAAUGCACUUAUAAAGAAGAGAAUGAAAUUAUGAACAUCCAUCUCUCUGAAGAUGAAUAUGAAUAUGAAAUGGAAUGGAUAUCUCUAAAGAUGGAUAUGCUAAAGUUGCUAAUCGAUUCAUUAACAUUAUUUUUAUGAGCAACAAAGCGAUAUUUGUCUGAUUCAUGGCGGAAUAAUAAGCCCUCUGUUAAAUUUUUAAGAGAUCUUGAUAACUUGACAAACGAUUGUUAUGAAUAAUUUCCUGCAAGCAUUGAGUUUGUUACUGUUUCCCAACUCAUCUUUAAGGGGUGUGCAGUUUGCGUGUGCAAUUUCCAACGGGUUUUUAUUUUUUUUUUACAUAUCCCUGGACAGUGACCUCAAAGUUUAGAAAAGGGUUGGUUUGUAUUACAUUUUACUACAAAUAUACAUUACAAAUGGAUAUAUGAAUUGUAAAAAUAAUUAACACUACUAUUUGUAGUGUAUGGUGUCUGUUUUUAAUGUGCAUGUACAACCAUGGUAAAAAGGAAAUACAUCCUCAAGUUCUAGGGUUUUGUCUAUACCUGACACAAAAAAAAUCUGACAAUUUAAACCGGUAGAUUAUUUUGUUGUUGUAACAAUGCCUAUUGGCAUUAUACAGUCUGCGUUUCAACAGUUAUACCUCUCCAUAUGCAUAUGGGUAGGUUUAAUUGAGUUUACAAAUAAUCUUUGGUAAAAUCCCUAGAACAGACAAAGAGUGUAUUUUUCCUUUUAUCCUCACUAUGUGUUGGAAAAACAAACUUUUUUGACAAGCCUGAACUGUUACCUGGAGUACUUGGUGAUUUAUUUAUGGAGUAGCAGCUGAGAUAUCCUAUAAAUAUGUAGAAGGCACCAUGGAGACAGAGUAGUGAACAAAUUCAGGGAACUUUAGUAAAAAAAAAUGUUUCAUAUAUAUGAACACAUAGAAUAACUGUAUUGUUUUCUUGUUUUAUACACGUAAAUAAAUUACUCAUUCUGCUUUA